Messenger RNA from Peronospora belbahrii, 702 nucleotides. NCBI's taxonomy places the organism in Eukaryota, Oomycota, Peronosporomycetes, Peronosporales, Peronosporaceae. The record is from the annotation of a GenBank genome assembly.
AUGGCAAUCACUGCUGACGUGAAGAAUCAAUUAUUUACAACGGGUCACUAUGGAAAUGGUCAGCUAAUACGUCUUCCAUCGGAAGCAUCAACGUCAUCCUUUCACGCAUUGAAUGGAGAAGACAUGACAGUGACAAAUACUAAUGGACGAGCAUGGACUACGGAAGAACAUAAUCGGUUCCUAGAAGGUCUUGAACUCUUUCCGUCGGGACCGUGGAAGGAAAUUGCAGCUCAUGUGGGUUCACGCACCACGCGACAAACAAUGACCCAUGCACAAAAAUACCGUGAAAAGAUUGCGCGAAGAAAGCGGGGAUUGCGUUCGUCUGUGAAAGACACACACUUGUUCAAACGACAACGUCACCACCACGAACGCAAGGCCAAGCACAAAACAGUGAGUGCAACAACUUCACCUUGUUCAGUUGCAAUGCCGUCAGUGAGUGCUAGAAGAAAUGUGGAUUCCAUGGAUGCACACGAAUACCUUGUAUCGGAACCUGUGGUGAUACAAUCUCAAUACGAAAUCUACAAUGAUCUGGAUCCGAUUUCAAACAUUGAAAUCUCGAGCUUUGCAGCUACGUUAAGUGACUAUGACCCUCUCCCCAUGUCCGAGGAGGAAAUUGACUUUAUUCUUGAAGCAGCUACAUUCCAACCACCAACUUUCCAGACCUACCAUAGCUCGUGCUCGGAUGACAUUUUCUUUCAAUGA